UGUGUCCACAGAGACCUGGCAGCAAGGAACGUCCAGGUCUGUGAUGGAAAGCUGGUGAAGGUCUGCGACUUUGGUUUGGCACGGGACCUGAUGAAGGACCAGGACUACAUCGCUAGAGGCAACAACUUCCUGCCGCUCAAGUGGAUGUCUCCAGAGAGCAUCUUCCAGAGCAUCUACAGCUCUCAGAGCGAUGUGUGGUCCUACGGAGUCUUACUGUGGGAGAUCUUCUCUUUGGGUGAGAGCCCGUACCCCGACCUCUCCAUGACCCAAGAGUUUUACUCUGCUCUGAAGAGAGGACACAGGAUGAGCAGACCUGAACACGCUCCGCACCACAUCUUCCAGCUGAUGAAACAUUGCUGGGAGUCGGAGCCUCAGCUCAGACCGUCCUUCUCUUCGCUCAUCAUCUCCAUUGGAAACUUGUUGCCUGAAGAACACAACAAGUGUUACGUCCGGCUCACAGAGUACUUCCUGAAAGAUCCAUCUGUUGUUCGAUCAAGACGAAGUGUAAUCAGGUCUACUGAGGAUCAGACAAACACACACGAAAGCCCCGCCCUUCCUGUGAAACGUCACCUGUCAGAGGUGGGGCCGGAGGAGGCGGGCCCUUCCCCUGGGACUUACAUCAUCCACAUCUCUGACAUCACCCAAGAAACGAGUGGCGGCACUGCGCUGGACGCAGCCAGCCUCCAUCACUCAGAUACACCACAACCACAGGAAGUGACAUCCUCAGAGGGUAAACAGGAAGCCGACAAGCUGUCUCCCUGCAGUUGUCAGGAAGAGGAGGAGAGCUGUCUGUGAGGCUGCUGAUGCCUGACAGACAGAGCAGAGGGUUAAAAACCAGCUCAAUCCCAGAUGUGUCACCAGCUGUUGUUCUGCGUUUAGAAGCUGGAACUGUUUCUUUGUUCUGGAUCUUUGUUCUUCGCUGAUUUUUAUUAUACAACAGUUUGAUCCUCAGCUCUGCUGUCAGUCAAACUGUCCAUGUCUGUGAUUGGUCAUAUGGAGUAAACCCCGCCCCUUUUAUGUGCAUGCUCUCAUAUCUAGAGGAAAACCGUCGGAUUACAUAAAGAUAUCCUGGAUAUAUUGAACUCGCUUCGUAGAACAGGUACUGUCAGAUGAUGUGAUCAGGUGUGACCGGCAGGUGAGAGGCAGGUCCUGGAUCAGAUCUGAACUCUUUAUUCUUCAUUUAUUCUGUAUCAAGUUUUCAUAUUAACUGAAUAUUUUAAUUAAACAAGAAGAAACAAAGUCUGAGUCUGUU
Molecule: messenger RNA, 1252 nt
Organism: Paralichthys olivaceus (Japanese flounder)
Lineage: Eukaryota; Metazoa; Chordata; Actinopteri; Pleuronectiformes; Paralichthyidae
Source: RefSeq, a predicted model, not a curated record